Molecule: messenger RNA, 567 nt
Organism: Adineta ricciae
Lineage: Eukaryota; Metazoa; Rotifera; Eurotatoria; Adinetida; Adinetidae
Source: the annotation of a GenBank genome assembly
AUGCCUGACGGUGGCGUUUCAUGGUCAGAAGCCACACCGAAAACAACACAGCUGACAACAAAUGAUGUGCUUGUGCCAGUUCCAGUUGCCAUUUAUGAUCUACGUGACAAUGAAACCAGUGUCGAUCUUGACAAGAAUGGUUUCGAACUUACUAUUAUGAACAUCCUCACAAGGCAUUUGGAUGCAUCUCAUGACAUUGUCUUCAAUCACAUCAUACGUUCCCGAGCAAAACUACGUUCUGGCGAUGAAUGUGAUCCCACUCAUAAAAAUCCGCUCUUUCAUUCCCAUGUUGAUCAUGAUCCAUAUAGUGCUCAAUGUAAAGUAAAAGAUUUAUUUGGCGAAGAAGAAGCUGAAAGAGUGUUACAAAAACGUUUCCAAAUUAUUAAUGUCUGGCGACCCAUUGAUCGAAACGCCAUCAUCAACAAUCUUCUGACUAUUUGUGAUUAUCAGACAUUUGAUCUUAACAAUGAUCUACACCAUGCGGAUGUUCGUCGAUCGAUGGUUACGAAGUCAUCUUAUCUUGUUUCACAUAAUCCUCGAAAUGCUCAAAAAAUGGUAUUAUUUUAG